Vitrella brassicaformis is the source of this 1084-nucleotide messenger RNA. The record is from the annotation of a GenBank genome assembly. NCBI's taxonomy places the organism in Eukaryota, Vitrellaceae.
AUGGUGCGGCCGUGGCUGCCACCCGACUACUGGUGGAUCUACAACACAUUACGUUACGACAUAGGCAGCGUAAGGGGAUGUAGUUUGUUGUUAACGUAAUGUGGGACGUAAGACAAUGUGAAUCAAUGGCCUAUGUACGACAUAGGCUUUCGAGACGCUGCAAAAACUCUUCAUCGACGUAAGCGUAAGUGGAUGUAUUGUGAGCGUAAGUCCCCAUCCCUGCUCGGUUGGUGUGUGCAGGAGGCAGAGAGCGACUUGAAGAAGCAUGAAGGUGACUUUUCCCUGUUUCCCUGUCUGUCUGUCUCACGCACAUGUGUGUAUUGGGCUGCAGCAAAGUUGUGGAUACUCGGAGCGACGGACUGGGUAAACACAGCUUUGCUUGGACGUGCUUGUCGCAAAUGAGUGUGGUCCCUUGACAGGCAAUUAUCUUCGUUGCUGCCCUGGUCGUCCAUUUCCUGUUGUUCAAAUUUUUUCGGAAGGACCUUCUAGAAGUCGUAGCUGUUUUGCGUAUCCUGCCGGAAGACGACAUAGAGGUACUGUGGUACUGUGUGGUCAGCAACGUCGACCCCAUUGCCUAUGACUAGCUAUAUUGACGCAUGUGUCUCUGUAUCUGUGCAGCAACAGAAGCUCUUCCAUCUCUUCAACAUCGAUCUGGAGGUAGACGUCGGGCAUCGUAUGUAGGUUCGCAUACCUCUGUGUGUGCUUGCAGAAUGAGGAGGGAUCCCAAGGGAGUGAGGCCACCGUCUAGUGUCGUCUUGCGUGUUGGUCCAUACAAACUUGUCGAUUGGCCAAAUGCAAGCCUUAUUUUUUGGGGUUCAGCCCGAGGACAUACCAAUCAUCCUCGUAUUUGCCGUGCAGUACAGACGCUAGUUUUUUGUGCUGUAUCGGUGCUGAUAUGCCAUCGUACCUGCGUGUGGACUGUGCACUCAAUCGCUGUCUGUCUGUUGAAUCGACGCGAUGUCUUUUGCAUCGGCCCUCAUCGCUUGAUUCGUAGUUAGUAGGCGGACUUCCUUCUGGCUGGCUCAGCCUGGCUGUAUCUGAUUUAAGCGGCGGACGGACUUGACUGAUUCAAGCGAUCACAAAU